CAUCGCCUCCCUCCUCUUCGCUUCAGCAGAUACAGAUGUGGCUUGUUUAUUGAAAGCUGAGCAACAGGAAAUACCCCAAAUCUUUGGGGGCCCCGACAGUGGAGGCCAACAGAAACAUAAGAAUGUGAGGUGCGCGCGCAAACGGCCAAAGUUUCUGUUUAUGGUCACAGAUUAAAAAGUGGAGCGGGGAGAUCUAGAGAGCCAGAAAAGGAAAGACAAGAGGAGGAACAGGUCUGCUUUUGGCCUCUUUUCCUCUCAGGAAACGCAUCCUGUUGCUGGCUGGCUCUGGCGUGUUUGUUGCACAUGGGAGAAGGAGGACUUUCGCAAACGCCCCCCUGCUCUCCAGACAAAAGAAUCCAGCGGCCAUGACGUCUGCGCCGGGUUCUUUUUUAGACGCUCACACACACAAACCCGUUUUUUUUUUUUUUUAAAUCGAUCCUGGAGGAGGGCAUGUCCAAACUGAUGAGCAGCACAUUUCAACUCUGACCUACAAACGGAGAGGACUUCUUGUUCCAGUCGACUCAGAAACUGUCCACAGAAGAUUCGUUUUGAAAACAAUGCGUUUGCUUUGCAGAAACUAAACAAAAAGUGAGAAAAGUGCGUUAAAAACAAACGAGCAGAUUUAAGCGAGCGUGAAGCUGCAGCCAGUGGAAGGAGGUGGAAUGGACCCCGGUGCCGGUUGGACCAACCCGCAGGUACCAGCGCUGCUGUCCGAGGAGGAGGGCUGAGGAUCCGUCGCCACGACAACCGGCUCCCGGAUGACGAUGAAUGGAGAUGUUCUUUAGCUAAAGCGACACUCCUGUGACAGCUGGAAGAAGCAGAGGAAGCGGAGGACGGCGGCGGAGCGGUGGCGGGCGUCGGGCGCCGCAUGGCCGUGCGCAGGCUGGUGGCGGCGGCGGUGGCGGUGGCGCUGCUGUCCCUGGUGCUCAACAACGUGGCGGCCUUCACGCCCAGCUGGGUUCUGCAGGCGCUGGAGGACGGCCGCAAGCGCAGCGUGGGACUGUGGAGGUUGUGUCCCGCCAGCGCCGAGCGCGGACGCGACGACCUGCAGGCGGCCGGCCGGGGGCACGGCACGCAGAGGCAGUGCACCGCCAUCGGCUGGGGGUCGGAGUUCGCCGGCUACCAGGAGUCCCGCAGCACCGUCAAACUGCAGUUCAACAUGAUGCGAGCGUGCAACCUGAUAGCGACGGUGGCGCUGACGGCCGGCCAGCUCAUCUUCCUGCUGGGCCUGAUGGAGCUGCCCUUCGUCACGCAGGAGUCCCAGUGGUGGGAGGAGGCCAUCGCUGCGCUCUUCCAGCUAGCCAGUUUUGUGCUGGUGAUCGGACUGGUCACGUUCUACCGGAUUGGGCCCUACACACACCUGUCCUACUCCUGCUACGUGAACAUCGCAGCCUGCCUGCUGGCCACCAUGGCCGCCGCCAUGCUCAUCUGGAACAUUUUACACCGGCGGGACGACUGCCUCGCUCCGCGGGUCAUAAUCUUCAGUGCCCCGCUGGCCUCUGCCUUUCAUCCGCGGCUGGACAACGAGUAUGUGGAGUCGCCUUGCUGAGCGAAGCCAGGCGGGGAAACGGACUGAAGCGACGACACUGAGCUCUGAAAAGCUCCUAUUAUAUCUUGGCUGCAUGUCUGUAACGGGACUCUAAAGACAAGGUGCAUUCCUGUGGACAAGCUUGUUUUUGCAGCUUUACAAAGUUUUUCCUUUGAAUAUAACAGAAUAAUUUUUGCUGCUUAAAGCACAUAUUUUUCCAAAAUACCACGAAGCAGCCAAAACAUACAAAUAUACUGUAUGAAGUCUUAUAUAAGCACCAUAAGGUGAGUUUGGACAUGAACUGUCUUCCAUACAACAUCUUUAUAAAAAGAUCAAGCUGGAACUUGACCUGAUUUUGUUUUGUUUAAUCGCACUUAUUGAAUGGUCCCUUACAUAAUUAUGAAUUGGGAAUAACACCACAUUACCUCAUAUUGUCUCCAUCAUUGAAAGUGCAUAAAAAUUUACAUAUAUGCUAAUGUAUUGGAAUAUUGGUAAGUUGGCUACACGCUAACAAGGCUACAGGCUUAGAGUAAAUAUUACCAGUAAACCAGAGUAGAUCUAAUCGGUGGAAGCAAAAAUAUAAACACUUUCAUCUAAAAUUAUUUGGAUUUAUUUUGCAGUUUUUGGAAUAGAUAAAAAAAUUGAUGGUGAAUAUUACAUUUACUUGUUAUGAUGCUUUCCUUAUUAAAUUCUGCUUGCUCGUGGUACAUUCUGUAUACCUUAAAUUAAGAGACUAGGAUAGUGCUAUCAUUACAGGUGGGAUACUAAUGUGUGUCUGAUUCCACCAGGGCAGCAAGAAAAGGGGCACAUCAACAAACUAUCAUUGUAAAUUCAAUAAAAAAUAUAUUUCUGAAUAUGUAAACAUAAUGGCUGCUGCUGUUACUACUGAUGUGUUUCACCAGAUGACAAAACGGAGUUAAUAAUCUUAGAAAUAAAGUUUGGAGCAGACAUGAUGGUAGUGGUGGGCACACCUUUCGCUAAUAUGCUAAGCUAGUUUCUAGCUUAAUGCUUUUGCUAACUUUGAAAACGUGUAGUAGAGUAAGUUUUGCUUAAAUUAAUUGUUCCAGAUAAAUUCUAAAGCGAUAAUUCACUCGGCUGUUUUAUAAACUUUCAGUUGAUUAAAGUUUGAUAUCUGUGUUGAAAUUUUUGUUAUUGAUUGUUGAGAAUUAAUCAAAUUGUUAUACGUUAGGCGUUUAUAUUUAUGCUCUUAUUUUGAAGGGGAUGAAGACAUUUUCCAUUUCCUCUCUUCAUGAUCUGUAUAUUUUUUUCCCAAGAGUUUUAUUUAACCUUGAAGAAAACAAGAUAUAAAUAUAAAUACAAUAUUUAAGAGCAUUAUAGAGCAUGUAAAUUAUAAUGUCAAAAUUAAACUGGUGCUCAGUGGUUUCAGAUAAAUUUGAAUGGUUUUACUAUUUAAACUUGAUUUAAAUGAUUGUACAUAAGCCUAUGCAGAACUGAAGAUAAAAAACCCUGGAAAUUUGUUUUUUGUUUCAGAUUUUUAGAGAUGUAGAUAUUUACCAUAAAU
Molecule: messenger RNA, 3050 nt
Organism: Gambusia affinis (western mosquitofish)
Lineage: Eukaryota; Metazoa; Chordata; Actinopteri; Cyprinodontiformes; Poeciliidae
Gene: tmem204
Product: transmembrane protein 204
Exons: 3
Coding region: 869-1549 (226 amino acids)
Source: RefSeq, a predicted model, not a curated record